GGAUACUGUGGUGGUCAGGUGCCGCAGAGGGCUGUGAAAGUGGCUCUUAUGUAUGUAAACCUCGUCUAUUUUAAGUAUUUCAGCUGUGGUUGAAAAUCCAUCUUGCAUUUGAACUCAUGCGCUUCCAUGUCACCGUUGUAAGAGACAAGAUUUUUCAACCCAUAAUGGAUGGUAGUAUUCACAGGUACAAAUUGUCCAGAGGACGGUAGGCUGGUUAAUUUUGGAAAUGAAAUAGAUCCCGCUGAAACUAAAGAGGAACCCUCAAUUGAAUGGCCAGCAGACCCAAAUUUGAAUUAUGCUCUUGUAUUUAUUGAUCCUGACGCUCCAAGCAAGGCGUUACCAACCAUGCGAGAAUGGCAACACUGGCUUGUGGUCAACAUACCCGGAAAUGAUAUCACGUCCGGAAAAGUGCUUACUGAAUAUGAAGGGGCGUCACCUCCAAAUGGCACAGGUCCUCAUCGCUACGUUUUUGUUGUUUAUCAGCAGCCGAGGGAAAAUAUGACGUUUGACGAACCUACGAUCAUGAAAGGAUCUGAACAGUAUCGCGCCAUAUUUUGUACCAAAAGCUUUGCUGAUGAAAACAAAUUGGGAAAGCCCAUUGCAGUAAACUUCUUUCAGUCAGAGGUCCCAAAAAGAGAGGAAGAUUUAAGUCUAAUCGAUUCCAUUAAUUAAUUGAUUAUGAUGGUUGGGGGAAGAGAGAAAUUGGAAUGGAAUUCGAGCACUUGAAUAAGGAACCAAGCAUUCGGGAACACGACGCAAGGAGACAGAUCGCAACACCUUCAUUUCGUAUUGGUGACCUUAAAAAUGUUAUGUAAUUUUAUUCGUUUUUACGUACACAAGAGAAGUUUUUGUUCUAGUCACAACACACUCCAACAUCUGACAUUGAUAUAAUUAAAAUUAUAAAUUCUCGAGAUGUGUCGGGUGAGUCUA
Molecule: messenger RNA, 930 nt
Organism: Bemisia tabaci
Lineage: Eukaryota; Metazoa; Arthropoda; Insecta; Hemiptera; Aleyrodidae
Product: protein D2
Source: RefSeq, a predicted model, not a curated record